AUGUCUGGUGGAAUUUUCUCUCCCUUGGAGAACCUGUGUGACUUGGACAAUGCUAACUGCCACCCACUGGUGUGUUUUCUGUGCCACGAGCAAUAUGAACAUCCCUGCCUCCUGGAUUGUUACCACAACUUCUGUGCCAGCUGCCUGAGGGGCCGAGCCAUUGACAGUCGCCUCACAUGUCCUCUCUGUGGACACCAGUCCAUUGUGAAAGGGAGCGGCCUGCCCCCUGAGGACCGGCUCCUCAAGUUCUUGGUGGACAGCUCAGGGGAUUGUGAGGAGGAAGCACAGUGUGCGAAUUGUGACCUUCAGUGCAAGAAGCAGGAAUUGGACACCAUGUAUUUCUGCAAUACUUGCAACCAGCCCCUCUGUGCCAAAUGCCGUGAGGACACCCAUAAAGCCAAGAUGUUCUCCCGCCAUGAGAUCGUCUCAUUGACCAAGCGCACCAAAGACAUCCACAAGAAAUGCCCACUUCAUGAAGAGCUCUACAUCAUGUUCUCCACGGAGAAAAAAUCCAUGCUGUGCAUUAACUGCUUCCGGGACAUGCCAGUGGAGAGCAGAGCACACUGCAUUGACAUUGAGACGGCCUACAUGCAAGGCUGCGAGAAGCUGGACCAGGCCGUGAUGGCUGUGAAAGAGCUGCAGACUUCCACGCGAGAGGCCAUCGUGCUCCUCAAAGCGAUGAUCGAGGAGGUGCGCAACAGUGCGGAUGAAGAGGAGACAGCCAUCAACUCGCUCUUCAGUAACAUGCAGGACAGGCUGGCAGAAAGGAAGAAGAUGCUUUUAAAAGUGGUCCAGAGCCAGUACGAAGAAAAAGAGAAGGCCUUCAAGGAGCAGCUAACCCACCUGGCAUCCCUGUUGCCCACUCUCCAGGUCCAUCUGGUGACCUGUUCUGCUUUCCUGAGUUCUGCAAACAAAGCUGAAUUCCUGGAUUUAGGCUAUCAAUUAAUGGAGAGGUUGCAGAAAAUUGUCAAGCUUCCCCAUCGGAUGAGGCCCUCCCAAACAAGCAAGAUCAACACCGAAUACAGAGCCGAGUUUGCACACUGCCUGGAGCCCCUGCUGCUCCUCACUCCACGUCGCUCGGUUGUGGUGAACGGAGGGAGCAUUGGGCCUGGGAUGAGCAACGGAAACAUGAUGUCCGGAGGCCCUUGUUCCAAGACCCUGAUGGUGUCCAGCUGCCCUUCUGCUUGUGAAAAGAUGUCUCUGACAGGCUCUGUUGUCCGGAAGCCAACGAUGCACCGUUAUAUCAGCACCAAGGUCUUGCUGGCUGAGGGCGGAGACACAUCAUUCACGGAGCACUGCCGCAACUACGAGAAUAUGUACCGGGUCCUCCAGACAGAGAUUCAGAACCUGAAGGAUCAAGUGCAGGAGCUCCACCGCGACCUCACCAAGCACCACUCCCUCAUCAAGACGGAGAUCAUGAGCGAGAUCUUACAGAAGUCCCUGCAAAUGGACGUGCAGAUCGCUUCCGAGUACUCAUCCGUGGAGAUGAUGAGGAGCAUGUUCGAAGAGUCAUGGGAAGAAACCUACCAGCGCGUGGCAAAUGAACAAGAGAUUUAUGAAGCCCAACUGCAUGACCUCCUGCAGCUGAAACAAGAAAACAGCUACCUGACCACCAUCACCAAACAGAUCGCCCCCUAUGUCCGCUCCAUCGCCAAAGUGAAGGAACGGCUGGAGCCCAGGUUGCAGGAACCAAAGGAGAAAGACGGCCAGACUGAGAACUUGCUUAACAUAUAUGAUGACAGCACGACAGUGACCACUGAUGUUCUCGACAGGACCGACCUGAGCAAUGAAAUUGCUGAAGGCCGAGAGAGGCCCACGGAAUCCAAAGCAGAAAGCUGUGCUCUCAACCUGGCCGCUGAAGACCCACCACUGAAAAGCAAAGACUGUUGCAAGAGCUGGUCAAAAGGCCAAGGAGGCAGCCCCACUGUGAGCAGCGGGGGCAGCAGGUCAGGCGGUGAAACGCCUCUAGUGUCAAAUGCGCACGGCUUCAUUAACACUGUGGAGGACUGCCUGCAGGGCUGGGCACUAAACAGCAGCAGCAACCAAAAUAAUUUAGCAUGA
Molecule: messenger RNA, 2061 nt
Organism: Heteronotia binoei (common prickly gecko)
Lineage: Eukaryota; Metazoa; Chordata; Lepidosauria; Squamata; Gekkonidae
Gene: RNF207
Product: ring finger protein 207
Exons: 17
Coding region: 1-2061 (686 amino acids)
Biological process (GO): regulation of cardiac muscle contraction; regulation of heart looping
Cellular component (GO): perinuclear region of cytoplasm
Molecular function (GO): zinc ion binding; transmembrane transporter binding; Hsp70 protein binding
Source: RefSeq, a predicted model, not a curated record